AAAGGCAGAGUUGGACGGAGAUUCUAUCUCACUCUCACAGAUAUUGGACUGGACUCACCAAAAGAGUGUCAGGAUUGCCAGAUCGCUCUCCAACACAUAUGCUGUCUAAGAACAAAUAAUUACGUGACUAAUAUUUAUCGUAAAUACUAUAAAAAAAUCUAUCCAGUUUUACGUAAUUUUAUGACUUUACGUCACAUUCAGAGGAAUGUCCACGUCACUGGUGUACAAAAGCUUGGAGUUAUCGGGCUUUGAAAAAGAUUCGCAUAAAGCGCAAAAAAGAAAGAAAAAACGUAAAAAUAUCAAAUAUGAGGGAGUCUGGGAUUUAAUUCCUCCUAAACAUAGAAUUUUUUCCAAAAACGAUGAGACAGAUCCUGAUAUUCCUCUAGGCAGAUCCAGCAAGAUUACAGUUUACGAGACACAGAAACAUCUGGCGUCUCAAGAAGAUCCUACUGAGAAAAAUGUACAACUACUUCUGUCAUUGUGCAACAAUCGAUUAGAUCCCAAAACAACGAGUACUUUGUUGCAUCGUGCUGUAGGAAGGCGAUACGCUCGGCAACAAGAGAAACCUAAAGAAUCCGAGGCCACAGCUUUCACCGAAGAAGAUUUCAGAAAAUUCGAACAAGAGUACACAGAAUAAAACUAAUCUCAUGGUAUUAUUAGAUAUAAAAAAAUAGUGCGAUGUGCGAAUUGAAAUUAAAAUUUCAAAUUUGAAUGAUCAGCAAUGUUCGAUAG
Molecule: messenger RNA, 732 nt
Organism: Pseudomyrmex gracilis
Lineage: Eukaryota; Metazoa; Arthropoda; Insecta; Hymenoptera; Formicidae
Exons: 4
Coding region: 206-637 (143 amino acids)
Source: RefSeq, a predicted model, not a curated record